GGGAGGACGAGGUGAGACGAGAGGACACGGGGGGUGGGGGGGGGGGAUUAUGUCCACCCACAACGGGUCUCCCGCGGGAUGGAGCGGCAGAGCGAGGAGAGGUGGUGGCUCGCUCUGCGACAACGAUGUGAAGGAGAAUGGUAGUGGUGUUGAUGGUGAUGGUGGUCAGGAGGAGGAGGAGGAUGAGUGGAGCCUUCUUUCAGAAGAGGAGCGUGAAUGUCUCCGUUACUUUGACGCCACGGUCGAGUCCGCGGCUGCACCGGAACCUCCGGGCGAAGGGGACCCGCAAGGGGACCCCCGAAAACCCCGGGAGGCGAGGAGGAGCGUCCACCACAACCACCACCACCACCACCACUCCAACCAAAAGCAUCACGAGAACGGGCUGGAAGAUGACGCGGCUGUGAUGAGGUCUCCGAGGGAGAGCGGCGGGCACGCGGGGAGACAGGGGACCCCCCCCGGGACCCCCCCCGGGACCCCCCCCGGGACCCCCGCGACCCCGGGGUCCCAGGGAGAGGGGGACGCGGAGCUGGGUGCUGAGGAGAUGGCGGCGCUGCGCUACCUGGACGCGAGCAUCCGGCACGGAGAGCAGGAAUUGCGCGACUUCCCUGACCCCGCGGGGAUGGCGCCCGAGGCCCGGGCCGUGCUUCCCGAGGCCUUCGGUGGGGACGCGGGCCCCAGGAGUCGGAGGCCAUUCCUCUUCCCGCGGCCCAGCGUGCGUCUGCCCGACGGGAGGCCAAGCGAUGCCGAGACGGUGUCGAGAGGACGGGGGAGGAGCGCGGACGACGAGCGGAAUGAGGAUGAUGAGAGGAGGGAUGAUGAGGAUGCGGGGAACGAGGAGGACAAGGCGGAGGAGGUUGACGAGGUGACUGACGUGUCUACCGGGCCCCACCGCGUCCGCGCGCAGCUCCGAACAACAGGGACGAGAGGAGUGGACGAGGAAGGCGGAGAUGGAACGCGUGGGCUUGGACGAGGAGGUGGAGGCGGUGGCAGCGGUGCAGGCUGCGGACGAGUUGGAGGAGGAGGUGGUGGCGGCUGUGGAGGAGGUGGUGAUAGAAUGCGUGCUGACGUAGGGAGGGCAGAUGGAGAGCGUGGUGAUGGUGGACGAGGUGGUUGUGGAGACGGAAGGCCUAAUGGAGGCGGUGGAGCACAGAGGCUGGAGAACCAGGGACCUGGAGUCGAACCUGAGAGAUGCCGGGGCACGGGCGUCGUGCGGCGCUGCUCCGUAAAGUUCCCCGCAGGACCCGGGCAGGAUCACGCCCGGCAGGAGGCCCUAGCCAGGCUGGGGCUCCUCAAGAAGGACUCCGUGGGCAAGGGGGACCCGCGGGGCCCGCGCUCCCCGCAGUGCGGCCCGAGGGGGCCCGCUCGCGCCCCGUCACCGGGUCCCCCCCUCUCUCCGGGGCCCUCGAGUCCCACAGGUUCCGCGAGCCCCACCAGCCCCAUGGGGCCCUCGAGUCCCACAGGUUCCGCGAGCCCCACCAGCCCCACGGGGCCCUCGGGCCACGCCGGGGACGGUAGCAGGGGCCCUGGGCGGGCAGGCAGGUCCCCUCCUCGCGGGCAGCAGGGGCAGCAGCGGCCGGGCCUGAGGCCCUCUGGCAUCACGGUUCACUUCUCACCGCGCGGACGCGCCGCAGAGGAGGAGCACAGAGAGGCGCUGAGGAAACUGGGGCUGCUCAAGGCCUGAGCCAUCGAGGUGAUGACCCCCAGUCUGGGAGGGUGGUGGUGGUGGAGCCGGGGGGGGUCCCUCUUCAAGUGUUUAACUUAGGUGGAGGAAGUCAGGCAGGGGACCACGAGAGGGGGGAGCAAGGGGAUUCCCCCAGAGGGGGGUUCACCCGAGAUGACACCACACACACACACACACCAGGGGGUGUGAGGUCUGUGGUGGCCACGUUCCUGGACACCACAGGCCAUGCCCGGCCCCGACAAACUCCCCACCUCCUCAACAGCACGCAACCUUCACGGCGCUCGAUGAUGGGGAUGAUGUUGAAGGAGAGGAUGAUCGUUGAUGAUGAGGAUUAUGCUGUGGAUGAUGACGGUGACGAUGAUGUUGAGCUGACGGCGUCGCGAGAAUAUUUAUACCGCAGAUACGUUCUGGGAUUACAGUAUAGUCGCUCUCAUAUAUACGGCACAGUACAUGCAUAGAGUGUACCAUACAUAGAGACACACAAAGACGGGAAGAUGUGCUCUCACUCGCACAAACACAAGGGCGCACCGACACACACAGACACACGUAGUUACUUACACAGACACCAAACACGUGCACAUAGACAAGUCACACACAGACACACGUAGUUACUAACACAGAUACCAAACACGUGCACAUAGACAAGUCACACACAGACACACGUAGUUACUUACACAGAUACCAAACACGUACACAAAGACAAGACACACACAGACACACGUAGUUACUUACACAGACACCAAACACGUGCACAUAGACAAGACACACACAGACACACGUAGUUACUUACACAGACACCAAACACGUGCACAUAGACAAGACACACUCAGACACACGUAGUUACUUACACAGAUACCAAACACGUGCACAAAGACAAGACACACACAGACACACGUAGUUACUUACACAGACACCAAACACGUGCACAUAGACAAGACACACACAGACAGGUAGUUACUAACACAAAUACUAAACACGUACACA
This is a messenger RNA of Petromyzon marinus (sea lamprey), 2665 nucleotides long. RefSeq lists its product as uncharacterized. The record is from RefSeq and is a predicted model, not a curated record. NCBI's taxonomy places the organism in Eukaryota, Metazoa, Chordata, Hyperoartia, Petromyzontiformes, Petromyzontidae.